AUGAAAGUAUACGGGGAGGAGACAAGACAAGAAAACCCUAAGUAAUGGUAUGCAUAUAAAUAAAAAUACUUUCCUUAUUUCCUCAAUCCUUUCAUUGCCGUCUUCACAAACACUUAAGCUUUCCGCCGCCUCCUGCGAGAUCCCCAUCAACUUCCGCCAAAAUGAAGGUUGUCGCCGCGUUCUUGCUCGCUGUUCUUAGCGGAAAAGCUUGCCCAACCAGUGCUGACAUCAAGGUUAUCCUCAAUUCAGUUGGUUGUGAAACAGAAGAUUCCCAGAUUGAGCUUUUGUUGAAGGAAGUCAAUGGGAAAGAUGUAGCUGAGUUGAUUGCUGUUGGAAGGGAGAAGUUGGCUUCAGUACCCAGCGGUGGUGGUGGUGUUGCCAUGGCUUCUGCUCCAUCUGCUGGUGGUGGUGGAGGUGCUGCCCCUGCUGAGGCCAAGAAGGAAGAGAAGAAAGAGGAGAAGGAAGAAUCCGAUGAUGACAUGGGUUUCAGCCUGUUCGAGUAGAGCGUAUGCUUGGCUGUCAUCUGAUUUUGCUAUCAUUUUGUUACCUCUUGAAACUUAUGUUGUUGUUUUCUAGUUUGUUCUCGGUCAGUAUCUUUGACAUUUCUGAAAUUCUCAAGAGAUUUUUACACAAAACAAUAUGUUAUAUUUGCAUUUCUAUUUCUUGCUUUGAA
This is a messenger RNA of Brassica napus (rape), 673 nucleotides long. Its product is annotated as 60S acidic ribosomal protein P2-2. The transcript is spliced from 4 exons. Lineage: Eukaryota; Viridiplantae; Streptophyta; Magnoliopsida; Brassicales; Brassicaceae. The record is from RefSeq and is a predicted model, not a curated record. Bases 162 to 503 code for a protein of 113 amino acids. Gene Ontology annotation, molecular function: structural constituent of ribosome. Gene Ontology annotation, cellular component: ribosome; cytosolic large ribosomal subunit. Gene Ontology annotation, biological process: cytoplasmic translational elongation.